This is a messenger RNA of Epinephelus moara (kelp grouper), 2321 nucleotides long. It is a transcript of the gene cryba1a, whose product is annotated as crystallin, beta A1a. The transcript is spliced from 7 exons. The record is from RefSeq and is a predicted model, not a curated record. Bases 577 to 1149 code for a protein of 190 amino acids. Gene Ontology annotation, molecular function: structural constituent of eye lens. Lineage: Eukaryota; Metazoa; Chordata; Actinopteri; Perciformes; Serranidae. Gene Ontology annotation, biological process: lens development in camera-type eye; visual perception.
ACUGUGUGUGUGCAUGACUGAGCAUGUGUGUAUAAAGGAGUGAGUGAAAAGGUGACAGGACCAGAGAUGUGGGGUCAGUUGAGGUGGACAUGGUGUGCAGAUUGGAGACGGAGCACAGCGCGGUGUGCAAAGAACUCAAGUCACUGGCAAGACUAUCCACAUCUGUGAUGAUCUGUUUCCUGGACCAGGCUGUGCCAGAACUUGGUCCGGCCCACUGGUCAUGGACCAUUUACAACUUGCGCUUAUCUGCACUGGGCACGGUGCCCUCCAUCCAGUCCCACGGCAGCGGACUAAAGCCCAGCAGCUCAGUGCUGAACAAUGACUGGAGCAGCAAUGUGCUGACUCCUGCCCCGACCCACAGGCCCAGCUGCUUUUCAGCACCAGCAUGUAUAAAUAGGUCCGUUUACUCUGGGGUCAGGACAUCGUUUUUGUGGAGCCCCCUGUGAGCACUGCACCGCUAUUCUUUGGGGCCGGUCAGGUAAAUCAGCAUUGAGACACACAGUAGCAUGGCUCUGAAUAAUCCCAACCCACUGGGACCAUGGAAGUGUGUGCGUGUGGCAUGUGCAUACUACAUGUAUGCAUUUGUGUCCUCUCCAGAUCACAGUUUAUGACCAGGAGAACUUCCAGGGGAAGCGUCUGGAGUUUACCUCAGCCUGCCAGAACAUCAUGGAGUGCGGCGUUGACAACAUCCGCUCCCUGAAGGUGGAGUGCGGAGCCUGGGCAGGAUAUGAGCACUCCAGCUUCUGUGGACAGCAGUUUGUGUUGGAGAGAGGAGAGUAUCCUCACUGGGAGUCGUGGAGCGGCAGCAACGCCUACCACAUUGAGAGGAUGAUGUCCUUCCGCCCCAUCUGCUCUGCUAACCACAAGGAGUCCAAGAUGGUUUUGUUUGAGAGGGAGAACUUCAUGGGACGCCAGUGGGAGAUAAACGAUGACUACCCCUCUCUGCAGGCCAUGGGCUGGGGCAACAACGAAAUUGGAUCCAUGCAAGUUCAGAGUGGCUCCUGGGUGUGCUAUCAGUUUCCAGGUUACCGUGGUUACCAGUACAUCAUGGAGUGUGAUCGUCAUGGCGGCGAGUACAAACAUUACAGAGAGUGGGGCUCCCAUGCUCAGUCCUUCCAGGUGCAGUCGCUGCGUCGAAUCCAGCAAUGAGACCUGCAGCCUCCCCUCCCAGCCUCUCACUCUUUACCUCCUCCAGCUCCUCCUCCUCCUCUUCCUCCCCCCUUCACCCAGUCAUUCCAAGCUUUAGCCAGCUCCGUCAGACCUCAGUGAGCUGAGGCUGAUGCUCCGCCGGUGCUUCACAAUCAAGAUGUUUACCGCACUUUUGUUUUGUUCUGUUGCCAAAUGAAGCUAAAGAGAAACGAUGGAAAGAGUUCAGGAAGGAAAGAAACGGUCACUGAAGAGAAGCGCCUGGCUGACACCCCACUGAGGAGAGAUGAGGAGGAAGUUAAAGGCAUCACGGCGGCAGGGUGGAGGUGUCAUGUUGCUUCUCGUAUUUGUGGGUAAAGAUGGUGCUACCAGUGAUCAGUAAAGAAGGAAUGGGCAACAUAAAAUAAACAGAAACUCAAGAGUCUGCUGCUAACCUCUGUGGUGCUCAGUGGUCAAUUAUUGUCAGUCUUUGCUUUUGGGAAGUUUGAUAUUGCAGUGAAGGCUUCUCCAUUCAUGCAGUACCUUAAACACAACAAGGGCCUCACAAGUCCACAUUAAGCUUAGUCCUGGUGUCUGUUCUAUUUUAGGAAGUCUUACAUAAAAUUUGCAUUUCCAUAUGUGAAAAUAACGCACACAAAAACAUCACCAACAUGUCAUCAGUGCUACUGGCUAAUCACUGGAAAUAAUGAGCAACAGUUUCCCCUGACAAUACCAUCUACUGAUAUCAUUGUAACAGAGGAUAAACACUUAAUCAACAAUUUAAAACGCAGUUUUCAAAACACAAACAACUUGUGGCUGCUCCACCCAUGCACACAAUAAGAGCCACUGUAUUAAGGUUACUGAUAACAGUUAAUGGCACUGAUAAGGAAACCACACAGUGAAAUUCAUUUUCAGUUAGAGCUCUAGGGUCAGAGUGGUCAGAAAAUAUUAACUCAAAAAUCUUUAUAUUGAAUCAGAUCUCCACAAGAUAAAGACUUACAGGCUUUCUGCAAGACUGAUAGCAAAAUAUAUAUAGAGAGAAUCAAAUCUCUCAAGCAAAGAGAAACACUCCACACUUAUUGUUUGUUUGUUUAUUUAGCAUGUAUUUAAAAAAAAACUUAUCAGACUUAUCAAGUCUGUGUGACGUUAGUGAAUGGCCAUGGCCAAGUUUCAGUGAAAGCUUGAGUGAUAAAGGA